Nomascus leucogenys (northern white-cheeked gibbon) is the source of this 2206-nucleotide messenger RNA. It is a transcript of the gene NEIL1, whose product is annotated as nei like DNA glycosylase 1. Gene Ontology annotation, cellular component: nucleus. Gene Ontology annotation, molecular function: zinc ion binding; damaged DNA binding; DNA-(apurinic or apyrimidinic site) endonuclease activity. Gene Ontology annotation, biological process: base-excision repair. Lineage: Eukaryota; Metazoa; Chordata; Mammalia; Primates; Hylobatidae. The transcript has 9 exons. The record is from RefSeq and is a predicted model, not a curated record. The coding region runs from base 848 to 2170 and encodes 440 amino acids.
UUCUAUUCAUUUAUUUUGGCAGAAAUAUUUUAAAGUAAAUUAGACAAAUCAUGACAUUUCAUACCCAAUACUUUAACAUGUAUCUCUAAAAACCAGUUUCUUACAAGGCCACAUAAUUUUAUUACGCCUAAUAAGGAGACGUAGCAGGGUAGUGUGAAGGAGGGGAAAUCGUGGCGAUGGGUUAGGUAUACACUUAGAACAAAAUGCAGACCCCACACGGAGGCCCUCCCGAGGCCCAACCGGACCUGACCUGGGCCCUGUUUGCUUCUCUGUCUUCACCUGCCAGCACUACCCGCAGCUACACUCCAGCCACACAGGACUUCUUUGAGUUCUUUCAGUGACCAAUCUCUUUCCUCGCCUCAGGGCCUUUGCACCGGCGGUUCCUUCCGCCGGACGUGUCGGGUUUCCUUUUUUUUGCAGGCUGGCGCCUUGUGAUUUCAGAGACUCUCCGCAACAGAACCAUCUCAAGUGGGUCUACCUCCUCGCCCUUUUUUGUUGUUGUUGCUUGGCUGCACUUCUGACCGGGCAGGCCGUGAUGAUGUUUGUUUAUGAGUUAAGUCUGACUGUUCGUUGGUGCUUAAGAUCCCCACCGGGUCCCUAGGGCCUGUGCGUACCGCGCACCUGUGCACGUCCUGCGCGCAGCUGCAGGCGACUCCGCUCUGGCUCGUCGCUGUUUCCUGCUGGGGGUGCCGACCCUGUCCCAGGCUAGCUGGGUGACUUCCGCCAACCGCAGAGACAGGGGCGACCCGGGGCCUCAGACCUGCCCCCGCAUCCCGCCGGCGCCAGGCAGUGGGAAGUCAGGUUCCUCCGCCACCUCCCAGCCAGGACUCUGCCGCCCUCCCUCAGGAUGCCUGAGGGCCCUGAGCUGCACCUGGCCAGCCAGUUUGUGAACGAGGCCUGCAGGGCUCUGGUGUUCGGCGGCUGCGUGGAGAAGUCCUCUGUCAGCCGCAACCCUGAAGUGCCCUUUGAGAGCAGUGCCUACCGCAUCUCAGCUUCAGCCCGCGGCAAGGAGCUGCGCCUGAUACUGAGCCCUCUGCCUGGGGCCCAGCCCCCACAGGAGCCGCUGGCCCUCGUCUUCCGCUUCGGCAUGUCCGGCUCUUUUCAGCUGGUGCCCCGCGAGGAGCUGCCACGCCAUGCGCACCUGCGCUUUUACACGGCCCCGUCUGGCCCCCGGCUCGCCCUAUGUUUCGUGGACAUCCGCCGGUUCGGCCGCUGGGAACUUGGGGGAAAGUGGCAGCCGGGCCGCGGGCCCUGUGUCUUGCAGGAGUACCAGCAGUUCAGGGAGAAUGUGCUACGAAACCUAGCAGACAAGGCCUUUGACCGGCCCAUCUGCGAGGCCCUCCUGGACCAGAGGUUCUUCAAUGGCAUUGGCAACUAUCUGCGGGCAGAGAUCCUGUACCGGCUGAAGAUCCCCCCCUUUGAGAAGGCCCGCUCAGUCCUGGAGGCCCUGCAGCAGCGCAGGCCGAGCCCGGAGCUGACCCUGAGCCAGAAGAUCAGGACCAAGCUGCAGAAUCCGGACCUGCUGGAGCUAUGUCACUCAGUACCCAAGGAAGUGGUCCAGUUGGGGGGCAAAGGCUACGGGUCAGAGAGCGGGGAGGAGGACUUUGCCGCCUUUCGAGCCUGGCUGCGCUGCUAUGGCAUGCCAGGCAUGAGCUCCCUGCAGGACCGGCAUGGCCGUACCAUCUGGUUCCAGGGCGCAAGUCCCGCAAAAAGAAAUCCAAGGCCACAGAGCCAAGUCCUGAGGACAGAGUGGAGGACCCUUCGCCUCCAAGCAAGGCCCCUUCCAGGACACGAAGGGCAAAGAGAGACCUUCCUAAGAGGACUGCAACCCAGCGGCCUGAGGGGACCAGCCUCCAGCAGGACCCAGAAGCUCCCACAGUGCCCAAGAAGGGGAGGAGGAAGGGGCGACAGGCAGCCUCUGGCCAUCGCAGACCCCGGAAGGUCAAGGCUGACACCCCAUCCUUGGAACCGGAGGAGACCUCAGCCUCUUAGCAGGAGGGUCUCCCUGCCUGCACUCACCCUUUCUUAUUGUCUUGCCCUGAAUCUGGGGGGUCUGAAUUCUUGGGAGCAGGCAAUAUCUGAAGGUGCAAACAGGCCCUACAGCUGUUCCCUACACAACUCUCAUGUUUUUAAUUGUACCCCAUCUUCCACAUCUUUAAAGCUCAUGUGAAAAAUGCUGCAUUUUUAAUAAACUGAUAAAUUUGAA